This is a messenger RNA of Opisthorchis viverrini, 2567 nucleotides long. RefSeq lists its product as hypothetical. Bases 172 to 1581 code for a protein of 469 amino acids. Gene Ontology annotation, cellular component: dynein complex. The record is from RefSeq and is a predicted model, not a curated record. Gene Ontology annotation, biological process: microtubule-based process. The transcript is spliced from 2 exons. Lineage: Eukaryota; Metazoa; Platyhelminthes; Trematoda; Opisthorchiida; Opisthorchiidae.
CUGGUUUGUAAACACUUUGAUCCAUUUAACCCAGUGUUGUGUUGAUUGUGUAUCGUUCGGAUCAGGUGUGGGAUUACUGAUUACGUCAGAAUGAAACGACUCGAGAGCUGAAGAGAACACCGAGCUGAUUUAUUGCCUUUUCGGAAGACAUUCGGCUGGACUGUUUUAAACAUGUUGCAUUCUUUUUAUUUGCGCAGAGAACCCAAUUGUGUGAAACACUCGGUCAGUUCGUUUUUGUCGACCAGACAUCAGGUGAACAUGUCCUCGCCUAGGACUAAAUCUGAAGAAUAUUUGGAAAAGGUAUCCGUUCCGGAUGGAACAGAAAAGGUGAUAAAUAUUAAAAAGGUGCAGCAAUCUGCAAGCAUACAACUGAGCAAAACGACACCGUUGUCCGUCCACACUGGAUACGCUUCGAAUAUGAGGACAUCAGAAUUGCACGUGGAAGAGAUGAAGUCUCAGGUACGGCGAAGAUCCAAAUCCAGUGGACAAAAGAAAUCUGGACGGGAUCACUCGAGACGAUCACAGUUGAUAGUUCGGACCGGGGAUGGCGCUUCUGGCAGUCGGAGACGUGUGGUAAGUUGUGUAGAUCUUACCGCACCUGAACCCGCUGAAACUCACCUAGUUCAUGCCAUAACUGGUGAAGAGGAGUCUACUCUAACCGGUGGAACACAUCGAGCGGCAAAAUCUAUCCGAAAAAUUCGUGGACGACAUCGUGACGAAUGGCUUUCUUCGAAAGCCGAAGAAGUUCCUCAGUCUGGAUGGCGUUAUAGUGGGAUUUUUGCCCCUGACACUGGAAGGCAUCGCCCGAGCAGUCGAACUAAACAUAGUCGAAAUUCGAGGGCUCAAAUUUCAGCCCAGGCGUCCCCGACACCUGCUGCAUGGAGCCCAAUGAACUAUAUGUCACCAGCUUGCCCACGUUGUUCUUCACUCAACGUAAAUCAGGAGAGGACUAAUCCCUACCCGAUUCCGGUGAUGAACGGAAUCUACUUACCUUAUGCACCCUAUUCGGUAGAAAAUUUCCCCAGUCAGAUGAGAUCGGGGUCGGUUCAACAACAUCAUCAUCACUCUCACGUUCGGCAUCAGCAACAAGAACAGUUUUAUGAGUCACCACUUCAGCACAGUCCACAGUUCCACCACCACCAUCAUCACCAUCACCGUCCUCAGCACUCUCCUCCAUAUCCGUCGCCGUAUGGAACAAAGUACAUGCCCAUACCUCAGGGUCGACCAGUUGGCUUCAGUCCAAACGUCGAAGACCUAAGACACGCGGAGGUAAACGGUACCGAUCGAACCGUAGAUCUCAUGGAAAUUGAAUACGCUGCAGAUAGCGCAGGUGAAAAGGACACAUAUCUAUCCUCGGAUGCUUUGAAUUUGAUUGUCAAGUUGGCCAAAAGCUUCAACAAAAGUACACAGCGCUUGGAAGAGAUCGCGAAGCAGUUGAAAUUAGCUUUAGAUGCGAGACUGGGCGAAAAGUGGCAUGUGGUGAUUGGAGACGAUUCAUUCGGUUCCAACUUGGCCAGCCUCCCGGGGGCACUCGCUAAUUUCAAACUGGGAAGAAACGUCUUCCUUGUUUGGCAAACAUAAAAGGGAAUCGGGACGGGAGGGCAACGAAUGAUUCCCAGCACACUGACGAGACAAAAGUUGUUUGUCUCAAACUUGGUCAAUUUUUUUAACACGAACUCCUAUACUAUUCGCUUACAUUUUCAAAUGUGCGUUUCGAAUUUUCCUGAAAUUAUUUCGCCAUAUUCUGAUGGAUUGUGUCCACACGAAUAGUUCCAAAAUGAUCUGUAUCAUUUGUGAUUAGUCAAAGACGUAUUUAUCGAGUUUCGGGGCAAGAGCCCUAUCGAUUAUAUCUUGUGCUAUUUUAUCAGCAGCUUCAGACCAAUGCUAAUCAUGACAAUAUAGAGUGUUUUCCUUCCAUCCAGUGAGUGGAGCUACUAACAACGUAUCGGUUCAUUUAUUCCAGUGGGCGAAGAAUUAAUUCGUUGUACAUGAUUGAAUUUCUCUGGAGCGGAUUGUGUGUUACAUAUUACUUAAGGACCCUGAGCAAGCUGGUCCAUCUCAAAGAGCCGAAUGGUAGAUGAAGAAUGCUGCUAUAUCAGAGCAGAAUGUGAAUUAUUUACUCUGGUGUUUUUUUCCUUUAAUAACUUUAUAUCGAAAUAUAGGAUCUUUCAGAAAGUUCUUCAGAUGCCUGGAUGUAGGGUUUUCACUUGGAGCAGUCAAUGUUCAACUGCUGACGUGAAUAUAUGUGCACGACACGGGACUUCUUCACGCAUCUGCACUUGAUAUUGAGUCAUUUUUAGAUUCCCGAUGAGAAAUUUUAAAAUUCAUGUUUGCUUCUGCAAAAACGUCGAAGCCAUUGAACACAGACAAAGCAUGGAUCAACCGUAGAACUCACCACCUUCAAACCAUCAAAUUACAGUCGGUUAGAUCGCAAAGCAGCUGGGAAAUGAAUUAAAGUUGUGGCAUAGCAACACUAGUGAGCAAUAUUGGUGUUCGAUUUAUACACCGAUUUGUAAAACAGUUUGAUGUUGAUGUUAGACUCGCCUGGAACCCAGCUGAAUAAAUCG